Theileria parva strain Muguga is the source of this 420-nucleotide messenger RNA. Its product is annotated as putative integral membrane protein. Lineage: Eukaryota; Apicomplexa; Aconoidasida; Piroplasmida; Theileriidae. The transcript has 4 exons. The coding region runs from base 76 to 372 and encodes 98 amino acids. The record is from RefSeq and is a predicted model, not a curated record.
AUUAAUAAUUAAUUUAAUUUAAUUUAACAUUUAUUUUAAUUUACUUAUUUUUUAAUAAUUUUAAUAAUAUAACCGAUGGAAGAGGUUAAGAGCAGCUCUAAGGUAGUUCAUAGACCUAAAACAGAUCCAGUUAAAACUCAAUUGAGUGACCCUUUUAUGAUAGUUGCUUCUGUUGGAUGUUUUUUUUCAGUAUAUCUCAGAUCUCAGUAUUUAUUGUUUGGAUUUUUAUUAUUUCUUUUAUCGAUGUUUUUAACUUCAAGAAAAGGCGCUUUUGGGUUUGCUUCACUAACUCCUUUCUACGGGAUGUUGCCCUCAUUAAUUAAAGUAACUGGCGAAGUUUUUAGAUGCAUUGUCAAUGGUGAACCUCUUUAAUUACUCAUUACUUCAAUUUAAUUACUCUACUGGUAUAUAAUAUGGAUG